CACCGGUCGCAAUUCUCAUGGGUCGCUUCCGCUGAGGAAAGAUGGCCGCGGCCGCUCGGGACUCACGUGUGGGUGCGGGGAAAAGGCUGAAAAAUUCACUGAAGAAGAAAAAGAAGAUGAAAAUGGUAGCCCGGGCAGUGGCUUCGGAGCUGGAAGAAGAGGGCAAAGACGCUGCCGACAGUGGAGGUUCUGUAAGAAGCUGUGGGCCAGAAAAGGAUCACUUUUCUUCUGAUGAUGAAGCAGCGGAAGCUGAUAAUGAAGAUGAAGUUGAACCCAACGGCAAUGAAAAUGGAAAUGCACCCGAAGCUAGUGUUGGAACUAAUGUGGGCUGGGCGGAUGCCAUGGCCAAAAUUCUUAACAAAAAAACUCCUAAAAGCAAACCCACGAUUCUGGUCAAAAACAGAGAGCUGGAAAGGGAAAAAGAAAAGUUAAAACAAGAGAGACUGGAGAAAAGAAAACAGCUCGAUAAGAAGCGGGAAUGGGAAAUGAUGUGCAGAGUAAAGCCAGAUGUUGUCAAAGACAAAGAAACAGAGAGAAAUCUUCAGAGAAUUGCAACAAGGGGUGUGGUACAGCUAUUCAAUGCUGUUCAGAAGCAUCAAAAGAACGUUGACGAAAAGGUUAAGGAAGCCGGAAGCUCAAUUAGAAAACGUGCUAAAUUGAUAUCGACUGUUUCCAAGAAAGAUUUCAUCAGCGUUCUGAGAGGGAUGGAUGCAGGUACAAGUGAGAAAAGUUCGAGUGGAAAGAACUUGAAAGCCAAACAGACUGAAGGGAAAUCAGAAGAGGGCCCUGGAUGGACAAUCCUACGAGAUGAUUUCAUGAUGGGAGCGUCCAUGAAAGACUGGGACAAAGAAAGUGAUGGCGCGGAUAACAGCAGACCAGGGUCUGGGAGCGACUCCGACACAUAGGCUGUAGAGGAAACGCAUAUACCGUCGUCGUAUUUUUCCUAGAAAAAUACCUCAUGCUCUCUGAGUUGGACAUUUAUAAAGCUAAAAUUUGUAAGAAAUCCGGAAGACUUUUACUAUUACCAACUUGGUGUUUUUCCUUUUCAUGAAAACUUUGUGAAAAUUAGGUUUUCAGACUAUGUAUAAUUUUAAGCAUUGUUCCUCACAACAUUUGUGAAAAGAAGUGUUCCUUAUUGAUCAGCAAGAUGGCACAAUUUGCCAGGACAUUAUAAGUUUUACACACUGGUCUGGACAUUGGUGUUUUCUUCCAGUUUCACUAGUUUCUGGAAAUACAGUACUCUUCAUAAUUAAAAAUGAACUCCUUGAAGUCAGUAUGUUUCAGCUUUCCAACUUCUUAGACCUGUGUGUGUGUGUUUGCAGCGGGGGGUGGAUUUGGGGUAUUCGUUUGGGUGAGCUAUUAAGAAAACCUAUGUAGUGACAUUUAAAGUGAUACAGUAUUUCUGAUUCAGGGUGAUGAUUUCAUUUUUAGAUCUUCUGGUUAGUAAGAUUUAAGGAGCACACCAAAUCUUUACUUUUAUAUUAUGAUCCUUUAUAUGCUGAGUAAUAUAUAAUGGUUUAGAUUUAUCUUAAGUGUUAGGUUAUUUUUGUGUGAGAGACUUACUGGGGCGGAAAUUCUCAUGUUUAACUUAUGCGGUGAGGCCUAAUUUCUUAGAAAGCAUAUUUGACAUGUUUUAGCUCCCCCCCCCACCCCCUUUUCCCUGUUCUUGGGUUAGCUUAAAUUCUCUUUUUUGGUCUGACUAAAACCAGUGAAAUGGCAGUUAGACUGCUGGUAGUCUGCUUCAGAAUCCUCUAUGGGAUUGGAGAUUCGGGUCUUUAUUGUUGCCUUAAAAGUGAUUACAUUGGGUGACUUAGUAUCUAGCUGUUAAACAAAAAGAAAAGAGAAAGUAAGACUGUUGAAUAUCAUUCCAAAAUUUCUGUGAGACUGGGCCUAAGAUGUAAAGCUUGUGGAGGAAUUAUUUAAUGCAUAAUUUUUCCAUAAUAAAUUUCUCCAUUUUUCCAUAAUAAAAUGAUUCCCUUCUCAUUUGCAAAUACCUGCAUCCUCACCUCAAAAUUAUGCUGGAGCAGAGAUACUGAUAUUUUCAAAGCCAUUUGAGUGUCACAGGUAUUAGGUAUCUAAGGUUGAAUUAGUCCGUGGCCUGGUAUUCGUCAGCAUAAAGGAAGGUGUCCACCUAAGAUCAAGUGAUUAAACCAGCAAAGCUAAAAAUACAUUUUUGUAAUUAUCCCAACUUUUGAACUUUAAUGUCUUAUUAACUUAUAGAACUACCAUUUUGUCAGGAUAAUUUAAAUAAAUGUGGACAAGUACUCCUCCAUAGUAAUUAAGAGUGCUAAAUAUCACGAUAUAACUUAACACAGAUAGGUAUUUUAUUAUAACUUAAUGCAUACAUAAUUUUGGAAAAGAAAAUUCUCUGCAGCAGUUAAAAGCUUUUUUUCUCCCUAAAAUUAAAGGCUAUACUUCUUUUUUGCUACUAAUCUUAUUCUGGAGCGUAUGAAAACGGUGCAAAACUUCUUCUAAAUAGGACGUUUGGGUGAUAGAAAUGGGCAAAUCACUUUUCAUUUACGAAAACACUUUUGAAACAUACACUUAGGGUUUUUGGUUUAAUUUUAAAACUUUGUCAAGAUUUUUUAACUGAAAGUAAGAAAGAAUAUAUGCAAACUUUCUUCUUUUGGAAAUUAUUUUAUCCCAAAAUAAAAAUGAGUUGCCAGUGUAAGAAAAAAUUUUAUCACUUCUCUCAGAAGGCUGUGAAGCAUAUUCACAGUACAUGAAAUGAUUUCUGUCAUAAAGAUGGGAUGUUUGAUAUACAUCUUAGUAAUGGUGCCUCUUGGCUGUACAAUGUGUAGCCAGAAUAUCAUCGUAUAUGAAUGUAAAUCCAAGUACCAGCCUAUUGUUUUAGAAGUUAAGUAUGUAUCUGGAGAUGAAUAUUUUAAAUAUUCUAGCUCUGUCAUCUUUACCCUAAGUACUUGACUUACAACAUUUAAGUUCUCACAUCAGCCAGAUAAGUCUGCAUUUUUCCCAUCUUCCUAUAUUGUCUUUGAGUUAAGGAGGGAAAAGAAAAAGAACUGCGCUGGUGGACCCCCCCCCCCAAUUUAUCCAAAUAUAACAUUUGGAUUGUAUUUUUGUUAACUAUUUAGAAGACAAUAAUAAUAAAAAGUUUUUUUUGUUUAGAAAGACUAUAUGAAAAGUAGUAACCAGAUAACUCGUCACUAGGUAUUAUCCCCUUAUCCGGAUAUUUAGAUGGCUGCGGUGAAUGCUCUCAAUCUUUAGCGUAGUUUAGUAUUGGUCAGUAAUUGUUUUUAGGCAUUGAAAUCUCCAAGUCAAAAUUAAUACGUGUUUCAGACUGAAAAAACUUAGUAGUUUAGCACUGUAGUUUGGAGUUGGAGUACUGGAUUUAUUUUCAACUUCCCUAGAAUUCUACAUAGAUCAAGUAUGGUUCUCAUUGAAAAGCAUACCUCGGAACCCUUUAGAUGGGCUAGUUCAAAGGCUCACCUUCAGUACUCAGAGCCGAAAAUGACUCACUAGGAGGUUCUGGAAGGUUUAUUUGAGGGUAAGUCCAAGUUCUUUAAAAUAUUUUGUGUGUUUUACAAGGGAGUGAAAAGGGAAUGUUUAUAUUCUGGAAAACCUCUUAGGACUCUUUUAAUCACUGUGUUUUGCGUUUAUGAAUAUACUUAAUAUUCAGUGGCCACCAACGAAUCCUGCCCCCUGUGCCGGUCUUCAGGCCAUGAGAGUACAGUACGUCAUUACAAAGCCAUCUGAUUACAGUUGACGGAUGCCUGAAGAUGUCCUAGUUAAACAUAAGUAGCAGAGACGUCCUGAGGUUGAAGUGUGAACAGAAACAUAGACAGACUGAAGAUAUAAAUUGUGUUGCUCAGGAGUUAAAGGAAUUGUAAAGCCUAGGCCAUGCCUGAAAAGGAAUCUCCAAAGAGCAUAAGUAUUUCUAUAGAAGAGAGAGGAGGAGGUCAAAUAAAUAAGGUGAUACUUUCACAACCUUUGGAUAAUUUUUUUGCUCACUAUUUAUCUUAAUAUAUGUGCUAAAUAAAGAGUCUGAAGUGAAAUGGGA
Molecule: messenger RNA, 4018 nt
Organism: Acinonyx jubatus (cheetah)
Lineage: Eukaryota; Metazoa; Chordata; Mammalia; Carnivora; Felidae
Gene: RRP15
Product: ribosomal RNA processing 15 homolog
Exons: 5
Coding region: 42-905 (287 amino acids)
Biological process (GO): maturation of 5.8S rRNA; maturation of LSU-rRNA
Cellular component (GO): preribosome, large subunit precursor
Source: RefSeq, a predicted model, not a curated record